AUGGCCGCUCAUCGUGCUGAUGCCAGCUCGUUUCUCGAUAACCGUGGCUACAAGGGUCCCCUUGUCCGUGGCGUCAACCCCGCAACGCUCUUCGAGAAAGCUGUGCGCGACCGCAUCACCGACUCAUACUACUGGAAGGAACAGUGCUUCGGUUUGAACGCAGCAACUCUGUGCGACCGUGCAGUUGAAUUGAGCUCCAUUGGUGGAACUUACGGCGUCUCCGAAAAGCCCACACCCUUCCUCUGUCUCGCCUUCAAGUUGCUUCAGCUUGGGCCUGAUCGCGACGUCAUCCUCGAGUUGCUCAAUUACACCGACCCCGGCAGCGGCGAUGAGUCGGAAGACCCAGAUUCCAAUGUUGUCAAGGACCGAGGCGACUUCAAAUACCUGCGCGCUCUUGCGGCAUUCUAUGUGCGACUGACUUUUGAUGCGGUCGAUGUCUACAAAACCCUGGAACCGCUCCUUCUCGAUUACCGGAAGCUGAAGCGACGGGUGCGCGACACUUUUACCCUUACAUAUAUGGAUCAAUUUGUCGACGAUCUUCUCACUAAAGACCGUGUCUGUGGUACAAGUUUGUGGAAGCUUCCGCCCCGAACACAGUUGGAGGACUUGGAUUUGCUGGAUGAGCGAAUCAGUCCUUGUGACCCCGAAGCUUCAUGA
This is a messenger RNA of Penicillium paradoxum, 657 nucleotides long. RefSeq names its product PRP38 family protein. The record is from RefSeq and is a predicted model, not a curated record. The transcript has a single exon. Lineage: Eukaryota; Fungi; Ascomycota; Eurotiomycetes; Eurotiales; Aspergillaceae. Bases 1 to 657 code for a protein of 218 amino acids. Gene Ontology annotation, cellular component: precatalytic spliceosome.